GUGUCCUCAGAGAUGCUCUGCGGGAGGGAGGCCGGCACCCGCCCUGCACGUCAGUCUGUCCCUUCACAGCAAGCAUCGCGUGUCCAUUCCACCGGCUUGCAUCCCUAGCCCGAGCCAGGCGGGUCGCCGAGCAUUUCGGGCUCCCCACCACGUUCACGCCGGAGCAGUCUGUGAGCUUCUUCGACUUCUCAGACACCCACAGGCACGAGCAGGCGAUAAUAUUCAAGCAGGAGUGCCCCUCGCAGGGGGGGCGGCCGCUGCCCGUCUGCCUGGCAGGCGACGCCCUCCUGGAGCCCUUCUGGCCCACUGGGCUGGGGUGCAUCCGCGGGUUCAUGAGCGCCCUGGACUGCAUCUCCAGCUUGCAGCUCUGGUUCUCCACCUACGACCAGGAGCUCGUCGCCAGGCACAGCGAGCAGGCGUACAAGCUGCUGAAGUCCGUCGAGGGCCAGACGAAAGACAAGUCGCUACGGCCAGACAAGGAGUGGCGCGUCGACCCGGGCACCCGGUACCGCGGCUUCCGGGCGGUCGUCGCGAGCUGCUGGCGCCAGCGGGUGCCCAUUGAGGUCUCGCGACAACAGGCGGACGCGGCCACCGCGCUCGACGGCUGCGCGGGCAAGGUAGCUUAGCUGCUGCUACUUCGACGACGGACCCAGCUAAGCGACGUUGUGAUGCACCCAGCUUGCACGCAUGUUGCAUUAUAACGCUCUUCCGCUGCUCUCUUCUGGCAUCCGAAUGAAACCCAUAUUUGGUGGACACAUGUCUGCCAGCUUCAACCAUCAGCACACUUUGGUCAUGCCUCUUGCGCGAGUCACUCCCGCGUUUUCUGGUCAAAGCAGGG
Molecule: messenger RNA, 838 nt
Organism: Prorocentrum cordatum
Lineage: Eukaryota; Dinophyceae; Prorocentrales; Prorocentraceae
Source: the annotation of a GenBank genome assembly